Anguilla rostrata (American eel) is the source of this 4695-nucleotide messenger RNA. RefSeq lists its product as uncharacterized. Bases 317 to 1852 code for a protein of 511 amino acids. NCBI's taxonomy places the organism in Eukaryota, Metazoa, Chordata, Actinopteri, Anguilliformes, Anguillidae. The transcript has 3 exons. Gene Ontology annotation, molecular function: GTP binding. The record is from RefSeq and is a predicted model, not a curated record.
UUUCUCUUCAUUCUUGAUGCAUUCUGGAGUUUUAGGCUGUUUGGAUCUUUGGAUCUCUAUUACCGAUCGUUUGCUUCACAAUGUCAGUGAAGUUAACUUCAAAAUAAGCUUAUUUACCUGCAGUUGUGAGUUUGUAAUUUGCAUACAUUUGUAGCCGGGUGGUAUUUGAAGAAUUGCUUGCUCUGCUUCCUUUUGUAGGACAAGAAGAAGGUGCAGAGACGGUCCUUCUUGUGGAUGUGUGUUUCCUGGUUGCCAAAGACACUGUAUUUGUUUUCUUUCUGUGUUUACAAGAGGACUGGUACCUGAGAGCCUGAGAAUGGCACAAUCUCAUGGAAGUUGCUCUACAACAAGAGAAGAAGCUACAUCUAAGUGGUCAGAUGUAAUUAAGAACAGCAAACAGAUUGCAACAGAACCCAUAAGAACAUACCUGCUGAACACAGUCAAGAGAGCACUGAAUAAAGAUGGACUCAUCAGGAGAUAUACUUUUGGAAGAAAGGACCCCAACAAAAGGAACAGGACAAUCCUGAUGGUAGGAGAAACAGGAACAGGGAAGUCUGCGCUCAUCAAUAUGAUGGUCAACUACAUGCUGGGGGUAGAGUGGGAAGAUAAGAUCAGGUUUGAAAUCAUUCCAGAUGAAGGCAAAAACCCAAAAACCAGUCUGACUACUGUCUAUGAGAUUUUUGGACUGGAGGAGCUGUCUGUUCCUUUUUCACUCACAGUCAUUGAUACACCAGGAUAUGGAGACACUACAGUGAAAGAUGAUAUAAUUGCUCAGAAUCUGUACAGAUUACUGGAAUCUUUCGACAUCGUUGAACUAGAUGCAGUUUGCCUUGUGGUGAAGGCAUCUGCAUAUCAUCUCACUCCUUUCCAGAAGAAAAUAUUUGAUUCCAUCCUGUCCCUCUUUGGAAAAAACAUGGAGAAAAACAUCAUGACUCUCAUCACCUUCUCUGACUGGACGUCACCUUCAAAUGCUCUUGAGGCAGUUAUCGAGUCUGGUGUACCUUUUCCCAAAGAUGACAUUGAUGAGCCUGUUCACUUCCUGUUCAACAACUGUCCUCUUAAUGAUUAUCAGAAUAAAUAUGAAAAAUCAUUCAAACAUCACUGGGAUAACGGAACUGAGAGCAUGAGGGAGUUCUUUCAGACUUUGGAUCGAAUGGAAACUCAAAGCUUGAGGAUGACUGAAAAUGUCUUGAGAGAACGCCGGAGACUGGAAGCUUGUAUCCAGAGCUUCGAGAGUCAGAUCAAGGUCGUGGAGAUGAAGCUCAAGGCACUUGAGGAAGUUAAGAAAACUCUGGAAGAGCACAAAGAGGACAUGAGGAAAAAUAAUAACUUUCAGUAUAAAUACACAACUGUUGUCAUGAAGAAGGUCCCAGCUGCUGAAGCUGCACUCCUCUGUCAGAAGUGUGAGGUGACCUGCCACACUCCAUGUACGUGGGCACCUGACCCAUGGUGGUGUCAUGUAAUAGACUGGAGUGGGAAAUGUACGGCCUGUCCCGGAAAAUGCAGCUACAAUGACCAUGAAAAAGCACACAGAGUAUAUAAGCCAGAAUACAAAGAAAAAACAGGAACUCGUGAGGGCCUGAAAAAAACUUGUGAAACGAUGAUAGCCACAGGAAAGGAAGUGAUGUCCACACGUGAGCAAGAGUUGAGGAAUUCAGAAGCUGAGAAAACCAGCCUCAUUGAAAGGUGUUUCCAGUGCAUUCUCCAGCUUGGAGAGCUUGCUCUGAAGUUUGAUUCUGAUUCUACUCGUCAGAGUAUUCUCAGGCUGAUAGAAGUGCUGGAGAGGAACAACGAGGCAGAGAAAGCGGAAACACUACAGGAUAUUCUGGAAAACACUGUGCAAAGAGAUUAACAGACGUGGAGAAGAUGUGUGUUCAGUUGCACGCUCUUCUGCUUUCCAUGUAGAUGUUGUAGGGCCAAAAUUAUUAUAGAGCAAACAGUUACGCUUAUUUACCAAGGACUUCCCCUGUUGUCCCUACUGUGAAACAGGCAUUAGCAACAGUAGACAACAGCUACCAAAAUAAACUGUCAAAGAUGAAUUCAAUCAGGAUUGUAACUUUACCUAUCUCUUCCUGUAGUGGCAGAACCUGUCCAUAUCGCCAUAGAAACUACUGAAGAGAGAGAGACUCUUAAGCUCAACAGAAAAAUUUUGACUGUAAUUAUUAUUUUUGAAUUGUCUUGAAGUGGAUCUUUAUUUGCUCGCUGGUAUGUUUUAUCAUUUGAACAAAUAUCCACGAAUAGAAGUUAUUUUGUGCUCUGUCUCAUGCAAGUUGAUUUUCUGACUAUUAUAAAGUUCUUUAAUGUUACUUGACUUUGACUUUUUAGUUUUCCUGUACAAAAUGGCCAAAUAGACCGAAACUGUGAAUCCCAAUUCUCUGAAGUACUGCUUUGUGCAUGAACCAGCCAAUCUUCCCUUUUGUGUUUACAAUGGCAUGUCAUGUACACAAACCGCAGUUGGAGCCGACUGAUCCAUCACCUGUUCUUUCUUCUCCUUUGCUGUCGCCCUUUCAUAAAGUAAUGGCCAUGUGUCGCAAGGUUUUCACACAAAUGUUUAACAAGCGAAAAUAAGAUUAAUUAUAUGCUUGUAAUUUUAGAUACGCUUUUUCACAUGAGACAAAAACUCUUACUCCAGGAGAAAUCAAACAGAAACAUGGCAUGAAUUUGUUUUGGCAUUGGUUAUUUUGUGAUUAAUAUUGGCAAUAUUAUUGCACUUCGUAUUACUAGAGAUGUAAAUAAAAGAUAUACCAUUACAGUUUUCAGUAUUUUAAAAGUAAUUGUUUACUGUAUGAUACACAAUACUCCUGUAAUCCAUUUGUAAUUGUACUUGAUUUGAACCCUUUUGGGUUCCUAGUAUUUUUCUGUUUCAGCUUUGCUUUUAUUUGUUGUAAGUGUCCAGUCAUGUCCAGGUAUAUACCCUAGCAAAUGUUUUGACAGAUAUAAUCAUCCCCUAGUACCCCUUGUCUGCUAGGAGGAUAUAGGUGCUAGUUCUAAGUUCUAAGUUAUAGUUCCUGUGAACCACAAAACUGCACAAACCGCAGUGACGCUUUCAGCUGCUGACUCCUCCCUUUCAGCUGAUCCAUCACCUGUUUUUCUUCUCCUUUGCUGUUUCCUUUCAUUAAGUAAUGGCCAUGUAUUGCAUGUCAACAGAGAGGGUUUUAACACAAAUGUUUAAUAUUGUUUAAGAUAAAAUAAGACUAAUAUACCUGUAAUUAUGAAUACAUUUUUUUUCACAUGACAAAAACUUACUCCAGGAGAAAUCAAACAGAAAUAUGGCACAAAUUUGUUUUGGCAUUGGUUAUUUUGUGAUUAAUAUUGGCAAUAUUAUUGUACUUAGAGAUGUAAAUAAAAGAUAUACCAUUACAGUUUUCAGUAUUUUAAAAGUAAUUGUUUACUGUAUGAUACACAAUGUUCCUGUAAUCCAUUUGUAAUUGUACUUGAUUUGAACCCUUUUGGGUUCCUAGUAUUUUUCUGUUUCAGCUUUGCUUUUAUUUGUUGUAACAGUCCAGUCAUGCCCAGUUAUUUCCCCUAACAAAUGUUUUGACAAAUACAAUCAUACCCCUAGUGUUGCCUGUCCACUAGGAGGAUACAGGUGCUAAAAAAUAUAUUAAGGGGGCAUGGUAGGGAAAGGGAGAGGGACGGUUGGGGAGGUUAGGACUCCUUGUCUAACUCUCAUCAGUUCACUACGUGCCUCUGUGAAAUAAUGUGGUUCUUGUAAGAAUAUUCUAAGUUAUCCUUUAUGGCAGACCAGGUUUCUGUAAAUCAUGUGUAAUUCUACUUGUGUUUAAUCCUGUCAUGCAAGUUGGAUUCCCAAUUCUCUUCUGUUUCAGUUUUGCUUUCGCUAUUUUUGCCUUUUUAAAAAAAAGGGGUGAGGGUGGUUAGGACUCAUCUAUAUCUCAUUUCAUUAUUUGUUCCUGUGGAAAAAAUGCAGUAAACACAUUCCUCUAAAAGGUCAGUUGAUGGGUGUGUUUCAUCUCACUUAUGUCAGUUGGAUUUUUCAAUGGGGAGGUACCAAGUUAAUAACAGAUAGCAAUGUUAAAUGUGUGAUGAUGCACUGUAACUAGUUUUUCAAAAGGCAAAAACAGUUUUGUUGUUCCUGUAAAAAGUAUUUUUGCAUUCAGUGCUGUGAAUUGGCGCUGUGGAGGAACUCAGCACCUGCAGCCUAAAAGAAUUCAGACUAAUACAAAGUCAGUAUAUGACUGUGUAAAUUCCAGAUAAACCACAUUCCCUUUGCUGUUUACAAAAGCAUGUUGAGUACACAAACAGCACUGAAGCAUUCAGGUGAAGAAGUCAAGUAUGAACGCAGCUACUGACUCCUCCCUUUCAACUGAUCCAUCACCUGGUCUUUCCUCUCCUUUGCUGUUUUCCUUUCAUAAAGUUAUGGUCAUGUGUCUCUGGUCAAUGCAGAAGGUUUAACAUAAAUGUUUAACACAAGAUAAAAUAAGAUUAAUGAUAUGCUUGUAAUUUUGCAUACAUUUUUUCACAUAAGGCAAAAACUGUUGCUCCACCAGAAAUCAAACAGAAACAUGGCACACAUUUUUUUUGGAUAUCUUUGCGUAAUGCAAAUAAUGCAAAUCUUGUGGAGCUAGUUUGGACAGAACUCGACUGUUCACAUGACUGUUUUGUCUGCAUUACAGCUUCUAAACAGCAGGGGAAGCUGUACGUUGUGGUGUGGGGAGUAAGAGUGUGUGAAGAAGA